AUGGGCAACGUGUAAUGGGAAUCUGUGAUAUAGACUGUAUAGCAAACGUUGUUCCAAAAAGAAAAGAGUUUUACUGGAAGAUACCUGAUGCAUGGACAUUUGAAGCAGCGGCGACAGUUCCAUGCGUAUACAGUACAGUUUACUUAGCCUUGUACAUUCUUGGAAAAAUAAGAAAAGGCAAAAAGAUACUAAUACACUCUGGUACUGGCGGCGUUGGACAAGCAGCCAUUCACCUCGCUCUCAAAGAAGGAUGUGAAGUGUUUACCACCGUGGGUACAAACGACAAACGGAACUUUAUUAAGAAGAUAUUUCCGACCAUUCUGGAGAAUCAUAUUGGAAAUUCAAGGGACACCAGCUUUGAACAAAUGAUAAUGCGAGAAACGAAUGGUCGCGGCGUUGAUAUCGUGUUAAAUUCAUUGUCGGAUGAAAAGUUAAUCGCAUCUGUUCGUUGUUUAGCACGAAAUGGUCAAUUUCUGGAGAUUGGCAAAUUUGACCUUAUUUCUAACAAUCCUCUAGAUAUUUCUCUGUUUCAUAAAGGUAUUGCAUUCCAUAGCGUUUUAUACGACCAACUGUAUGGUACCAAUCACAAGUAUAAAUCACUAGUGUACAAAAUGGUAGCCGAUGGUCUUAGAGAUGGAACCAUCCAACCAAUUCAAGCAAAAAUUUUUCAGAAAACAGAAGUCGAAGAAGCCUUUAGGUACAUGGCAAGUGGAAAACAUAUGGGAAAGAUAAUUAUAAAUAUACAGGAACCGGAUAAACCUUCAGACAAGCCCAUUUUUGCAUAUCGUCGCUAUUACUGUCUCAGAAAUAAAAAUUACAUUAUACUAGGAGGUUUAGGUGGAUUUGGUUUAGAGUUAACCAACUGGCUGAUACUUCGAGGCGCCAGAAAUGUUGUGUUGAUAUCGCGAACUGGAAUAAAAAACGGGUAUCAACGCAUGAAAGUUCGCCUUUGGAAGUCGUACGGUGUAAAUGUGCUGAUCGUGAAGGACAUCAAUGUCGCUGACCCCAAGGAUUGCGAAUACCUCUUGCAAACUGUCGAAAGGGAUGCACCGGUGGACGCGAUAUUCAAUCUCGGAGUGGUGCUGAAGGACGGCAUCUUGAUGAAUCAAACCGCGAAGACUUUCACGGAAUCCUUCCAAUCGAAGGCUCGUGCAACACAGGCAUUGGACAAACUUUCCAGAAAGAUCUGCCCGACACUGCGGCACUUUGUAGUGUUCUCUUCCGUUUCUUGCGGCAGAGGAAACGCUGGACAGACUAAUUAUGGCAUGGCCAACUCCAUCAUGGAGAGAGUGUGCGAGAAAAGGGUAGAGGAAGGAUUACCCGGACUGGCAAUUCAGUGGGGAGCCGUAGGUGACGUGGGUCUGGUCGCUGACAUGCAGGAAGAUGAUAAGGAACUGAUUAUCGGCGGCACUUUGCAGCAAAACAUAUCUAUCUGUCUCGACGAGCUUGAUAAGUUUUUAAUUCAAAGCCGACCAGUUGUGAGUAGCAUAGUCGUAGCUGAAAAGAAAUCGUUAUCUCUCGGGCUUGGAAAUCUGGUAGAAACUGUCGCCAAUAUUUUAGGCCUAAAAAGC
Messenger RNA from Vollenhovia emeryi, 1571 nucleotides. Its product is annotated as fatty acid synthase-like. Gene Ontology annotation, molecular function: oxidoreductase activity; fatty acid synthase activity. NCBI's taxonomy places the organism in Eukaryota, Metazoa, Arthropoda, Insecta, Hymenoptera, Formicidae. Gene Ontology annotation, biological process: fatty acid biosynthetic process. The annotation marks the transcript as partial. The transcript has 4 exons. The record is from RefSeq and is a predicted model, not a curated record.